AGUUGGAGUGUCACUGCCACUUCCACGGAACACCUCCACUGCCGCUACCGCCACCUGCCGCCGCCUCCACCUGCUGCCAGAGAGGCAUCAUGGGCUUUGGAAAAUUCUUACCCUUCCUGGCUCUUGGCUUCUUGGUCCUGUACCAGGUGGGCAUGAUCCAGGCAGCACCAUUCAGGUCUGCCGUGGAGGACAGCUCACUCAGUGAGGAGGAAGAGGACCUCCUUCUGGCUAUCCUGGUGAAGGAGUUUAUGAAGAAGAUGGCCAGUGAGAAGGAGCAGGCUGCACUGGAUUCCAGCUUCACUAGCCAGAAGAGAUCCUGCAACACUGGCACCUGCCUGAACAAUAAGCUUGCUGUGCUCUUGAGCAAGUCUGGAAGUGCUGCCCACGCCAAGGUGCUGCCCGCUACCAUGUUCUCCCAGGGCUAAGGCCAAAGGAAGGGACCCCAGGAAGAAGAUGAUGGAAGCUGAACCCUACCCACUUCUUUAAGUUUAUCAUAAAAACAAUUGGAGAAAUACAUGAUAAACACACAUGUGCAUGCUACUUAACAUUGAAAAGACUCUGUCUUAUUCAAAAUAAAUUAAAUUUAACUG
Myotis lucifugus (little brown bat) is the source of this 590-nucleotide messenger RNA. RefSeq names its product calcitonin gene-related peptide 1-like. The transcript is spliced from 5 exons. NCBI's taxonomy places the organism in Eukaryota, Metazoa, Chordata, Mammalia, Chiroptera, Vespertilionidae. Gene Ontology annotation, molecular function: calcitonin receptor binding; hormone activity. Gene Ontology annotation, cellular component: extracellular region. Bases 90 to 425 code for a protein of 111 amino acids. The record is from RefSeq and is a predicted model, not a curated record.